Messenger RNA from Tetrahymena thermophila SB210, 159 nucleotides. RefSeq lists its product as hypothetical. NCBI's taxonomy places the organism in Eukaryota, Ciliophora, Oligohymenophorea, Hymenostomatida, Tetrahymenidae. The record is from RefSeq and is a predicted model, not a curated record. The transcript is spliced from 2 exons.
AUGUUAUUUGACAUUAAAAAAAUAAUAGAUCUAAAAGAUUCUUCUGAUGAAUCAGGAAAUAAAGAAAUAGAUUCCUAAAAUAAUGAAAAUGUAGAAAAAGAAGAUAAUGAAGAAGAUAUAGGAUAAUAAAGUAACAAAUAAUAUUCAAAAAAUAAUUGA